Messenger RNA from Plasmodium yoelii, 1932 nucleotides. RefSeq lists its product as uncharacterized. The record is from RefSeq and is a predicted model, not a curated record. Gene Ontology annotation, molecular function: syntaxin binding. The transcript has a single exon. Gene Ontology annotation, cellular component: Golgi membrane; cytosol. The coding region runs from base 1 to 1932 and encodes 643 amino acids. Gene Ontology annotation, biological process: intracellular protein transport; endoplasmic reticulum to Golgi vesicle-mediated transport. Lineage: Eukaryota; Apicomplexa; Aconoidasida; Haemosporida; Plasmodiidae.
AUGUCGAUGAAUAUCCAAGAAGAACAAAAAAACAGCGCAAUUCAUAUGCUGAACUUAAAUGAAUAUAGUGAAGGGUUAAAUAAUAGUGGUAAUAUGUCAUAUUAUUCUCAUGAUAAAAUAUGGAAAGUUUUAAUAUAUGAUUCUGAGGGCCAAAAUAUAUUAGCCCCUUUAUUAAAAAUUGGUAAUUUAAGGCACCAUGGUGUGACAUUAAAUUUAAAUUUACACAACGAAAGAAAUACAAUACCAGAGGUGAAUGCCGUUUAUUUUAUUGAUAGUAAUAAAGAAAAUAUAGAUAAAGUUAUAAAAGAUAUGAUAAACAAUAUGUAUGGGAGUUAUUAUAUAAAUUUUGUUUCAUAUAUAGAUAAUGAGAUAUUUGAAUAUUUUGCCAAUGAGUGCGUAAAAAACAAUGUAGCUUCUUAUAUAUCAAAAAUAACAGAUAGAUACUUAAAAUUUAUUAGUUUAUCUAGCUCUACAUUUUCUUUAAAUAUCCCUCGUUGCUUUAAAAUACUGCAUGAAACAGAUGAAAAUUUAAUACAAAAUGUUAUGAACAAAAUAACAGAAGGUUUAAUCUCAUUAUUAGUCACAUUGGGUGUUGUACCCAUUAUAAGAGUUUCAUCAAAUGAUUCAUAUCCUUCUAAAAUGAUUGCAGAAAAAUUACACAAAAAUAUUUAUGAAUUAUUAAAUUUAAGAUCGACAAAUAAUUAUAUAUUUAAUUCAAAAAAUGCACAAAGACCAUUAUUAAUAUUAGCAGAUAGAGAUAUUGAUUUAAGUGUUAUGGUUCAACAUUCUUGGACAUAUCAAGCAUUAAUUCACGAUGUUUUUGAUAUAAAAUUGAAUAAAAUUAAUUUAGCACCGAGUAGUGGGAGUAGUAACACACCGAAAAGUUCUGAAAAAAAUGUAACGAAACAUUAUGAUAUUGAUAAUAAUGACUCAUUUUUUUUAAACAAUUGUAAUAAACCAUUUCCAGAAGUUGCAAAUAAUAUAAGUGAAUGUUUAAAUGAAUAUAAUGAAAAAAUGAAAAACUUAAAUAAAAAUGAUAAAAGUGCCAAUAACAAUGAUAAUAUAACAGGGGGAUUGAUGUCUGCUAUGAACAUAUUGCCAGAAAUGGCUGAACAUAAAAGGUUAUUAGAUAUGCAUACAAAUAUAUUAACCGAAUUAAUUAAAGAAAUAAAAGAAAGAGAACUAGAUCGAUUUUAUGAAAAUGAAUUUGAUUUUGAAUCUUCUAAUGAUAAAGUUUGUAUACAACAUAUGAAUAAUAUAUUAAAUUCUGCAAAAGCAAAUAAUUAUGAUAAAUAUAGAGCCUUUUUAUGUUUAUACAUAGCUAAAAGAAAUUUAAAUUCACAAACCGUAGACCAAUUUAUUCAACAGUUAAACCAAUUAAAUAUAGAUACAUCUGCUAUUUAUUUUAUUAAACAAUUAGAAAAUUUUAAAUCCAUGAAUAUUAAUAUUAAUAUUAAUUCACAACUAAAUCGUACAGCUAGUAAUGGUUUUAGCAAUACUAUUUCGAACCCGACUAAUAAUACCAGUUCAUUUAAACAACAAUUUAAUACAUAUAGUAAUAUAUUUAUUGACAAAGGAUUUAAUAUAUUACAGGGAGCUAAAAAUUUAUUACCUAAAAGAAGAGAAAUAAAAAUUACUAAGCUAGUUGAAACGCUUAUAGAAAAUAAACCUUCCGCAUUAAAUGACCAAUUUAUUUAUAUUGAUCCGAAAAAUCCACCAAAUACUAAAAUGAACAAUUUAUAUAUUAAAAAUGAAAAUAUAAAAGAUUGUAUAAUAUUUAUUAUUGGUGGUGGAAAUUAUAUAGAAGUUUCAGCAUUAAAAGAUUUGGAAGAAAAAUUAAAUAAAAAAAUUAUAUACGGAUCUACUGAUUUUGUUAGGGCCGAAAACUUUGUUCAAGAGCUCAACGAAACAGGAAGAGCUUUAAAAUGUUGA